Messenger RNA from Brachypodium distachyon (stiff brome), 1311 nucleotides. RefSeq lists its product as uncharacterized. The transcript has 2 exons. The record is from RefSeq and is a predicted model, not a curated record. The coding region runs from base 371 to 1171 and encodes 266 amino acids. NCBI's taxonomy places the organism in Eukaryota, Viridiplantae, Streptophyta, Magnoliopsida, Poales, Poaceae.
UAUGCUUGAUCUGUUGGGCCCUUCGUGUCCCGUAGUUAAGUCUAUGAAGGGGUCCCUCAGAAAAGCCUUCGUCGCUGGGUCAUGCACAUGCCCGCAGCCUUAUUCAUUCCCUCCAGAGAACUUUGACAUGGCUCCGGUGAGCACAGCAGCACAACCCAAAGGCAACAUGACCAAACUGCCCCCUUCGUCCUGGCCCUCUUAACUCUCAAGGCCUUAACUAACCCCGGACUAGCAGCACAUACCUCCACGACAUGGAUGCUCUCUCUCGCAGUCGCAGAGUCGUAGGAAUGUGACAGACCAGAUGUGACCUCAGUCCCCUUUGACACUUGAUCCCUGUUGUCUUCUCACCACCGCGCGCGCCAGCCCAGAGAUGUUUCUCCACUCCCUCUUGCUGCAAAACAUGGCCAAGAACACACCGCAAGCAACCGAAGCAAGAUCGAAAGAUGGCGGCACGGCGAAAGCGAGAGGCCUGUCGAAGAAGUCCCCGUGGUACCAGCGCGCGGUGGAGCUGCUGCUCCUGAUCUGGAAGCAGCCAGCGACGGGGGCAAGUGCUACGACCACGAAGGCGGCCGCGGCGGCGGGGGUAUCGUCGUCAUCGGGAACAAACGGCAAGGCGGGGGGCAAGCUGCGCAAGUCGUCGUCGCUGAACGUGGCGGCGUCCUUCACGCGCGUGUGCCUCUGCGCGCCCAUCUCCUCCUACAACGAGCAGUCGCUCUACUUCCAGGCCGGGGGGGACGCGGCCGCCCCGCGCCGCAGCUACAGCUACCCGCGCGCGUCCUCAGCGUCGGCAUCGGCGUCCGGGUGCAACAGUAACAACAGCCCGCUCGUGGCCCCGCCGCCGCGCGCCGAGCCGCAGAGGGAGAAGACGGCAGCGGGCGCAGCGAGGCUGCAGCGGCCGGUGUUCAGGGGCAAGUCGCUGACGGACGACAUCCUGAUGCGGCGGUUCGUGGUGGACGAGGGCGCGACCAGGAGGCGGAACGAGAUGGACGUCAUCCGCCGGCGCCACGCGGCGGCCGCCAAGAGGCGGCGGCUCGGGCCCAGCCCGCUCCGCCGGAUGGCCCUGCCGGAGUCGGAGGCCGAGGCCGAAGAAGAGGUGGCGGCACCGGAGACGCAACCGAAGAGGAAAGGAAACGGACAGAGCCUCUCGUCAGCAGUAGCGUUGCUAGCGUAGCGUGGCAGCCUGGCAGGAGAGCGUGAAACUUCUUCUUCUUCUUCCCCCACCGUGUUGCUUUCGCUCACUCGCUCUGCCCUUACAGCAAUUACCUUUGUCGUUUCCGCGUUCUCUUCUCGCCGUGGAGUGCAGCUUGUCCA